Messenger RNA from Melampsora larici-populina 98AG31, 1950 nucleotides. RefSeq lists its product as uncharacterized. NCBI's taxonomy places the organism in Eukaryota, Fungi, Basidiomycota, Pucciniomycetes, Pucciniales, Melampsoraceae. The record is from RefSeq and is a predicted model, not a curated record. Bases 1 to 1950 code for a protein of 649 amino acids. The transcript has 4 exons.
AUGAAUACACCCGGAAAGAUAGCGAGUAGCCAGGAUCAUAAACGUACACCGACAUUGGCUUGUGGUUGGAGAAGACACCUGGAACUGUUUGUUUUGAAGGAAAAAAUGAAAAUGCUACCUCGUAGACUCACAUUACGACCUCAAGAGUUUUCUUUCGAGGGAAGUCAAGAUUCCGGCUUACCUCUCAAACUAGUCACCACCCGACAUGGUACUAAAAUUUCCAAUCCAUCUCGCCUUGAUGAGUCCGGUAAGAAUAGUACCCAACAUAUUGGUAAUCAAUCAUCUUCUCGGCGUGCAAGGGGGAACGGCAAAGGUUCUCCGCCAGCCUGGCUAGAACGAGCUUUGGAGGUUCCAGAACAUGGCCAGUCCCGCACUUCUGAUACACAUCCUUCAUCGCGGACUUAUCCGAGCUUCCAUCGACCGGUUCCUCGUCGUCCUUCGCGUCAUCCGCAUCACCAUCGCUCUCUAGCGACCAUUGAUUCUAGCGCAAGCCGAAGAAUUGAGAGUCGGAACUAUGGCUCAGGUCCCACCUCUAGUGAUCAUCUGGUUAGCUCUCCGAGAAUAACGCCCCAGAUGCUUCCACCUUUCUUGGCCUAUCAUCCACACUCUUAUCCAACCGAAACCCUGCACGAGCACAAUUCUCCUACGCCAUUACUCGCUUACGAUGGCGUUGAUUGGGAAGACGAUCAGGCUCCGGACCAUUCUCAAAGUAGAUUGUCCUUUCAAACGUGGCCAGAGGAGCAAUUGAGCCAAAGGCUAGAAUAUGAUUCAUUUCCUCCUCAUCUAUCACAGCCUUCUCCACUGUUGAGCUUGCAACAUCGGAACAGUCAGUUUGCGACUGUCCAAGAGAGGGAAUGGCAGCGCAGGUCACCAACUGAACCUACGACUCUUUAUAAUCACUUACCUGUGGUUCAAACCUCGUACCAACGACCCCAAUCUCCCUCUCAAAGCCUUCAAAGUCUCAAUGUAUAUUCAAAGAAUCCGGAACCGGAUCGUUAUCUACUCAAACUUGAAUCUGCUGCAAAAGCCUUCGCAAGUUCUGAAGCAGGUUUUUCAUCACCACUCGGUUGUACUUUACCAAUUGAUGGGGCAGACGGUUUCUUUGAUUCUAGCACAAGGCCAAAAUAUGGCGCCUUCAACUUCCCUCCCACGACUCCCCGCGCGAGGAGUCUUACAUCCCAUCAAUCAAAUCAUUCGAUGUAUCCUAGGACACCACAGCAUUUAAACAACGUGGAAGCAUCUCGGCAAGUUUCACAGGAAACCGCUGAGGCUGAUUAUAUGGCUUUUCCGGAACCAGCAUCUUCUCAUCGACAACAGCCUUUGAAAUCUUAUGAAACAUUGUCUCCUACCCAUACCACCUGGUCUGAUUACCAAAACUCGACAUCUCUCAACGUUUGGCAGAAGCAUCCACAACUCCUGGGUGAUCCACUCGAGUACGGAAUCCAAUCGAAUGAAAAUCUGUAUGAAGAUGAACUUUCAAAUCCUGAUAUCCUUGCACAAACGCAAACAAAUUUAACCACUUUUUCCGAAAUACAAGUCAGUAGGAAGCCUUACAAUGAACAGAGAAAUGAACCUAUAUCUCCAACAUUCUUUGUUGCAGAAGAAGAUAAGGCAGUCUUUGCAGAAUUAAAAGCUCUCGCAACACUUGGUACAACAUCAAUUGAUCACCACACUACCAUCUCUGCGGCACAAGUUAGUUUGUCACCCUCUAUUAGUGUUGCGGCAACUGAAGAAAUUCAACGAGAAGUGGAAGAACAAGAAGUGGAAGAGCAGGAAGUGGAAGAGCAAGAAGUGGAAGAGCAAGAAGUGGAAGAGCAGGAAGCGGAAGAGCCUGGGGAUUGGGCCAGACUUGAGCAAUUGCUUGAAGAGUAUCCUGAAUCAAAUGUAGAUUUUGACGAGGAUGGAAGUGGACCUGGUUUUGUUAUUUGGCAAGAUCCUGAUAUACCAUAG